This is a messenger RNA of Cololabis saira (Pacific saury), 2163 nucleotides long. It is a transcript of the gene socs1a, whose product is annotated as suppressor of cytokine signaling 1a. Gene Ontology annotation, biological process: phosphatidylinositol phosphate biosynthetic process; intracellular signal transduction. Gene Ontology annotation, molecular function: 1-phosphatidylinositol-3-kinase regulator activity. The transcript has 2 exons. The record is from RefSeq and is a predicted model, not a curated record. Lineage: Eukaryota; Metazoa; Chordata; Actinopteri; Beloniformes; Belonidae. Gene Ontology annotation, cellular component: phosphatidylinositol 3-kinase complex. Bases 266 to 913 code for a protein of 215 amino acids.
ACAGGAGGCGUGUCGCCGGCCCAAGCCUUCAUAAGGGAGUGUUUACCAACCUCCCGCACUGAGACGGUUGACGGGCGCGGAGUCGGAGCCAGCACACACCGGCGUGUCCUCCGAGUCCUCCAGCUGGUCGAGACACGCAGCCCCGGGGCUUUGGAUUACCGAGACACGGACACUUUCCCCGCUGCUGCCGCUGGAAACAAACACGACGGAUGUCAGUGUGGUGGUUAGAGAUGGGAGAGCGUUUUGAGCCUCUCCCCUCUGUAGGAUGGUAGCCGACAGCACAGUGGAAGGCCAAGACAAGACCCCCUUGUCAAGCUCAUCACCCUCUUUGUCCACGGCGUCAUCACCAGCCCGCACGGGGUUGGCGCAGCUUCAGCAGCGGGCCAAUCCAAACCCGAGCCUGAGAUCGCCAUCCGCCCGCUCUGUGUACCUGACCCACUUCCGUACUUUCGCCUCUAAGGAAGACUGUGACAUUAUCACAGACACAGCGGCCAAGCUCGAGCAGAGCGGCUUCUACUGGGGCCCGCUGGGGGUGGAGGACGCCCACCUCAUGCUACAGAAAGCCCCACAGGGCAGCUUCCUCAUCCGCGACAGCCGCCAGAAGGACGUCUUCUUCACGCUGUCCUACCACGGCAAGAGCGGACCGGUCAGCGUGCGCAUCGACUACAAGCGGCAAAAGUUUUCGCUGCAGGGCAACGAGCGCUCCUUCCCGACACUCUUCGCCCUCCUGGAGCAUUACAUCAACUCACCCAAGAAGAACCUGAGUGUCCCCUAUAGGAAAUGGGAGCCGACGCUGCAGGAGCUGUGCAGGAAGCGCAUCAUGGAGCUGUGCGGCGGAAAGAGCCAGAUUUCAGAACUCCCUGUCACACAUGUCGUCCAAGACUUCCUCUUGGAAUUCCCUUACAAACUGUGACCAGCUGGCCUUUUGCAGUUUUGACUGUGGUAUUUCUCAUUUCAAGACAGCAGCUUUUACCAAGUAACAACAUACUGAAGGGGUUGGUAAACCCAGUCCAUCACGUAUGGGAGGUUGAGACUAUGUCGCCAUGGUUACAGAUGAAAGAAGCUAACUCUUGUGUGCUGAAAAGCUGUGACAUGCUUCCAAAGAGACAUUACAAGCCCAGCGGUGGGCAGGCAGCCUCCAGUAGGAUAUGGGUCUUGCACAAGACUUUCCCAUCUCUUACCUCCACAGACCCAACUCCUAAUUGCACAUGGACCGAGCAUCCUUUGGUGUCGAGGACUUAUAAGAAGUUAGGAAAUGCUGCAUUACAAGGAAACUACAUGUAUAGUGGAACUAUCAUGGAAAUGAAGGAGUUCAUGGACACAUAUGUGACUGUUGUCUUGGCGACUGAAGGAUCAGUCGUUGACCGGAAGUGCUGUCGAAGGACGUUUAGAGAAUGGACUAAAUAUUUAAAGUCGUGGUGGAGGGUACGGUGGAAGGCAUCGCAAGAAGGACAGAUUUGGAUUUGUAGCAGAUUUUAAUACUCUAAACUAGGGCUGUGUGAUUUUGUACAAAAAUAAAAUCCCGAUUUUUUUUUUUUUUUUUUUUUUUUUUUUUUCUCUCUGAAAACCCGAUUUUCGUUUUUUUUUUUUUUGGUAAAACUACAAAAGACAAUGGAAUAAAUUGUUUCAAAUAUUUUAUCUUUAUUUUUAAAGAAAAAUAGCAAACAAAUCUCCCUAUUGGGAAUGAAGUGCAAUUUGAAAGAUACUGUAAAUCCUCCUUGAGUGACAACAUUUACAAUUUUCUUGACCAAACAAAGAUUUCUAGACGAGCUCUGUCUGUAAUGCAGCCAGCGGCAAAAAAGGAAAAUCGAUUUUCCUUUUUUUUAACAUAGUCUUGAUUUAAUAAAUCCGAUUUCAAUUUAAAAUCGAUUAAUCGCACAGCCCUACUCUAAACAUGUUCAUUGUUUACAUCACACCUGUGUGUGUCUGCACUGAUGACUGGAAUACCACUCAGUUUGUCUCUAAAUCCCAUAACCCAGACAAAUGGAUGUUGGCGAGUACUGGACAAUGGGAUAUUUCAAACACAGUACUGUAAAGAGAGGCAUCGCUUCUCCUGUUCAACUACGUCUGCCUAGCAGAUACAUGAUUGUCUUGUUACUGAAUUAGAUAUAUUAUUUUAUAUAUUUUUAUUUUCCUGCUAUUGUUUUUUAAAUAAACUGUAUU